Messenger RNA from Planococcus citri (citrus mealybug), 2064 nucleotides. Its product is annotated as trehalase-like. The transcript has 9 exons. Gene Ontology annotation, molecular function: alpha,alpha-trehalase activity. Gene Ontology annotation, biological process: trehalose catabolic process. Bases 90 to 1907 code for a protein of 605 amino acids. NCBI's taxonomy places the organism in Eukaryota, Metazoa, Arthropoda, Insecta, Hemiptera, Pseudococcidae. The record is from RefSeq and is a predicted model, not a curated record.
GAAUUUUGUACAUGUUCUGCAUUACUGUGGAACUGGUGAAUCUGUUUGUAGGUAGUUAUUUAUGGUGACUUACCAAUAACGUAUCCAAUAUGUCACCCUUGUUUGUGUUUACUUUGGUGUGUAUUUUUAAUGGAGUGGUGUUUGGUAGGUAUGCAGACAUCGCAUUCGAAACCCAAUCGAAUGAUGGUUGUAUACCAGAUUGUGACAGCGAAAUUUACUGUAAAGGCGUAAAUAAAAAAGGAGAGCACACACUUUUGCACGAUGUUCAGAUGGCUCGUAUAUACGAAGAUGGUACGACAUUCGUCAAAAGCAGAAUGAAGUAUUCGGAAGCUGAAAUCCUAAAGAAGUACGCAGCUGCAAAAGACAAGAAAGCCGAUAAAAAGCUAAGUUCAGCUGAAUUGGAGAAGUUUGUCAGUGAAAACUUCAAAAAUCAAAGUUUACUUAAUGGAACUCUGCCUGAUUACACUGAUAACCCCCCUAUUCUAAAAAAAAUUGAGAACGCGGCUCUGAAAGAAUGGAUCUUAAAACUGAAUCAGCUGUGGAAAACUUUAUCUAGAGAUGUGCCAAAGGAACUUGAACAAGAGGAAAAGUCUAACGAGACAAGACGUUCUUCUUAUGACUACGUACCAAAUACGUUUGUAGUAGCUGGAGGAAGAUUCGAUGAAAUGUACUACUGGGAUACUUAUUGGAUCAUAAAAGGAUUAUUAUCUUGCGGAUUGAAAAAUACUACAAAAGGAAUCAUUGGAAACAUGGUUCAUCUCAUCAAGAAAUACGGGUACAUACCGAAUGGAAACAGGAUAUACUAUUCAAAAAGAUCGCAGCCACCUAUGCUCACCCAAAUGGUUGACACAUAUUACAAAGAGACAAACGAUGAAAGCAUAAUCAAAGACAAUUUGAAAUACUUGGAAUCAGAAUUCGAAUGGUGGUUGAAAAAUCGUAAAGUAGAAGUGAAAAAAGGCGGUAGAACGUACCAUUUGUUCCGUUAUCACGCUGUUGGCUGCUAUCCUCGGGCUGAAUCUUAUAAGGAAGAUUUCGAGCUCCUUGAGAACUACGAGCCCCAAGAUCCAGAGAUAGCGAAAGUUAUCUACGGUGGAAUCAGAUCAGCUGCGGAAUCGGGUUGGGACUUCUCUAGUAGACAUAUGAGGAAUCCAGAAAAUGCCAAAAACAUGCAAGAUGGCUUGAGGGAUAUGAAUCCUGCCCAAUUUGCGUACGUCGAACUGAACAGCAUUUUGUAUUCUAACGCAAAGUUAUUAGGAGAGUGGGAACGUAAAUUUGGAGAUGAAAAGAAAGCAGAUGUAAAUGACAAGUGGGCCAGCAAAUUUUUGGACGCGAUUGAAAAUGUAUUGUGGAAUGAGGAAGUAGGAAUGUGGUUAGAUUACGACAUACUGUCGGGAAAAAGCAGAAAUUACUUCUACGCCAGUAAUUUCGCAGCUUUGUGGAGCAACGCGUACAAAAAGAAUGCCACCAAAGUAGAACUUACUGUAAAAUACCUCGAAAGAAACCAAAUGGUGUUUGGAAAUUUGACAUCCGAGCAUUUUGGACUACCUACAAGCGGUGCCAACGAGUCUAGUUCGAAACAACAGUGGGAUUACCCUAACGUUUGGGCUCCUUUACAAUCUUUCGUCAUUCGAGGAUUAAAAGAAAGCAAUAAUCCGACAGCUGAGAAAGUCGCGUACAACUUAGCUACAUCUUUCAUGAAAACAUCGUACAAAGCGUACGAGAAUGAUAAAGAAAUGUAUGAAAAAUAUAAUGCUUCGGUCUACGGUGAAAAAGGAGGAAAAGGAGAAUAUGGUUGCGCUACUGGUUUUGGUUGGACAAAUGGUCUCGUAUUUGAAUUAUUCAAUUUGUGGAACUGUUUCCCUCUAUCCGAUAACAUUAAAUGUCCGAAUGCUCCGAAGAUUGAAUAGGUAAUUUAGUCCAUUAGACGAUGGAUGCAACUACCUAUACAACACUGAAUUCAUCGUGAUACUGAUGAAUUAUACUCGUAUUUUUACAAUGGAUAUUUAUUUUUAAUUUUAUGUACGCCUGAUACUUCAGUAAUUGGCAAUAAAAACUAUGCAUUUA